UGGCAGGGAGAGUGGGACGCUGGUGGGAAAAGCGGGGUGCUGGUGGGAGCCGGGGAGCAGCGAGGGCGAGUGGGGUGCUGAGGGGGCGCUGGUGGGAGCCGGGGAGCAGCGAGGGUAACUGGGGCAGCGGCAGGGCCCGCGGCCAGCGGGCGGGCAGGGCCGGGACGGUGUCCGGAGGAGGAGUCUCCAGCGGUGCUGGUGGAGGAGGGCACGGGGGAUGCAGAGGCAGGUGCACGGCAGUCAGACUCCCUCCCGGAGGAGCCCCAAAGGGUGAGUGGGGCCCUGGGGGUUGCACAGCAGCUGGGGGAAACCCCACAAAUCAGGGUCGCCCCAGCAAUUGGUUCUGAGCACCUGUGGGAGCCGCUGGGAGGGCAGAGCCUCCUCUAAGAGCCCUGUCCUGCGUCAUCCACUCCUCCAGAUGGGCUUCAGAGAGGGCUCGAUGCUGCCCUGCCGCGAUUUGUAGCUGUGUGCUGUAGGUCCUUCCCCCUGAGUGGCCUGAUGGUGGUGUGGAGAGGCUGGUCCCGUGAAUAACCCGUGUCCCGGCUUUUUCUGGCAGCAAUCAGGAGGAAAGGCAUGCCUCCUGCUCUGGUGGGGCUAAGCCUGGAUGCUCCCCUCCCCGGGAUAUGGGUCGAGGAUCUCAGAGGCGCUGCUGGGGGGCUGCGAGGGCUCACCUUUCCCUGCUGACUUGCUUCACCCCACAGGGGGCUGCCGCUGAGAUGGGGAUGUGUCCUGUGUGCUGCAGGACACAGGGAGGCAUGUGAGCUGGGAGUCUGGGCUCUGGCAGCCUGCAGAUGGAGGGGAAUCCCUGGUAAAGUGAAAAGCCCCAUUUGCAGGUGGCCUGCCUGAACACAAGCUUCACUGCUCAGUUUAUCUUUUCAGUUCUCACUUAGCAUCUCUAAUAUCCCAGGGAGUGUAUGUAACAGGUAGAUACUGUAUGGCAGGUACCUGCAAGGUGUCUGAAAACAGACAGAUUGGAUAUGGCUCAGUCCCAUCGAGGAGCUGAAUUUUGCAGCUGGUAUUAUUCCCGGUGUCUCCUUGCUGCCUUUGUUUUGGAAGCAAAUGGCUCUCUAACUGCAUUGAAUUGCCUGACUACCUUGCAUGGCCGGGAUCUAAUUACCUGUGGAGCUGAGAGCCCUGUCUCUGAACAGCACCGAGGCUUUUGCUUUUAAUGACUUGUUCUGCAAUGUUCAGAGUGUGACAAUGUCGGGGAGGCUGCCAGGACUGGCUGUUGGUGCCACCGUGCUCACACCGCGAUGGCUGGGAAAGUUAAUAGGAGACAAGAUGUCUUGGGCCAAGCGUCUGUGGCACAGCACUGGGUUGAAAACAGAAUAAAUGGAUCUAGUGAAGAGCACAGCUCUCUGCCAUGUCUUGGGGAGUAAGCUGGAUCACUAGAAAAGUGACUAGAAAAACACAGCUAGAAAGAGUGAGCUUUCAUCCUGCUCUGUCAUGAUGCUCUGGCAGAGGCAAAGCGUGGCCAAAUGCAGCCAUUUAGCCCCAGCCAGCGGGAGGGCAGCCCCCAGAAAGAGCGAGGAGUGACUGGGGAACAGGGCACAGCUGGACUCUCAUCUCCUUCCCUGUGCCACGAGCUAUCUCUGUCCUCCUGUUAAUGUUUACAAGGCAGGUGCAGCAGCAUCCAAGUCUGUCCAAAGACCAGAUCCCGCCCCGGCUUUCCCGGGAUCCUUUUUCCUGCUGGCCGGGGCAGGACCACGGGAUGGUGGCAGGGAGGAAGAACGCGGCUCCCUGCUGCCCGUGUAACACUAUCGGUGCCCGCAGCCAGCUCCAGCUCCAGCGCAGGUACUCCGGGGUGAGCUCCUGGGGCCCCGCCAGCUGCCGCCCGGGCAUCUCCGCUUACACGCGACUGCUGCCAGGCGGAGCCAGGGAAAGGUAUUUUUAGGGCUGUUGAUCUGACACCAGCUGAGUUUGCUCUCCUGUGAGGUUGGGGUUCGGUGAGAGGGCAGAAAAGGGAGCUGCAGGGUCAGCUCUUGCUUUGGUUUGUUUUCAGUGUUUAAUUGGCCCGAGGUCAUUCCCUACCACUCUUAUCUGUGGCAGAUAUUUUUAUGCUCUCUCAGAUAUUUUUAUGCUCUCUCUCCAGUUCAUGCUUACAGUUUUACCACAGGCAAUAGUUACCCAGCAGCUAAAAUAUUUUUUAUUAACAAUGCACUGAGAAGCAUCUAUAUUGUUAGAAUUCAGCUUGCAGGUUGUUGUUUUUUUAAACCACUAUUGUUAUAUUUGGGAAAAAGCAGCUUUCCAUAGAUUACCAGAAAGAAAACCCAAACAUGGCAGUUUAUGCAUCUGUUGGCCUUGAGAUAUGAAGCUGCCCUAUAAAUAAUUGCUUAUUAUUAGGUUGGUCCUUGCUGUCUGUAACCACAGGGUACACAGUGUCCGUAUGCCCAGCCACCCUCUGCACCAGGAAUGCUCAAAGCCUUGGGACAGCCAGCUUUGAGGAGCACACACUGAGCACAGAGGUGCCAUAGCACUCCUGCAUCCCCAAAGGGCAGCAGCUCUGCCUCUGGCAUGGCAGGCUUGCUCCCUUGUGCUUAAUUUGGGUGCAGGAGGGACUGCUGGCUGUCCUUCAGAUCUUGGGGUUGGCACUACUGGCACACUGACACCCCCACAAUCCCAAAAUAACUGGGUGAAGAAUGUGGGUGACACCAAAUGUCUGGUUCCUUGCGCAGCCUCAGGUUUUGCCCCCAGCAGGCCACACAUGAUGAAAGGAGCCAAAUUUGGGGGGGGGGGACUUGGUGUUUUCUGGACUCCCAAGGAAGAUGACACAAGUGUCCUGAUGGCUUGUUGGUAAGGGACUCUUUAUUAUCCUGGGUGAGGGAUUGGUUUAACCCUUAAGUCUUUGGUUUCUGAGGGAAAAGGGUCCUGAGCCACAAGUGUGAACUCACAGGGGUGCGAAUAUGCACAGAUCAUUCCCUUUCAAGUGGGAGUGAUUCCUGAGAAAGCAAGGAGCAAAGCUGGGAAGGAGAAGUGUGUCUUUUGGGAGACAUGGGAACUGCAUAGACCUCCUCAGCGAAAAGAGGGUCUGCUCCUGAAGGAUAUUUGCAUUUUCCUGCUGGGAGAAGCAGACCCAAUCAUGGCAAAGGGGCCGGUUUGGGUGAAGGACAGUCUGGAAAAACUCUGGGGAGGAGAUGAACCUCACAGGAGGUUUGUACAUGCUGUGUGGGCUGGGAAAUCUGCUGGGACCUUCCCUGUCCUGCACCACUCCCCUUCCCUCUCCCUCCCUGCAGAUGAGUAAUGCCACUCGUGCUGUGCCCUCUCCCCUGGCACCUGGCACACCGGGGCCUGGCACAGCAGCCAGGCUGGCCUCAGCCCCGCCAUUCUCAGCUGUUGCCCUGCUUACGGCUGCCCACAACAACUCCCAGGAGGGCCAGCAGCUUUUCCUGACCACGACAGCAGCACAGGUCAUCUCUGGCAUCUUCGUGUGGUCAGCACUCAUCGUCACCUUCCACCAGAUCUACACACACCUGAGGAAUUACACCAUCCCCAAGGAGCAGCGCUACAUCAUCCGCAUCCUCUUCAUCGUGCCUGUCUAUGCCUUCGACUCCUGGCUCAGCCUCCUCCUCCUCGGCAGCCACCAGUACUACGUCUACUUCGACUCGGUGCGGGACUGCUACGAAGCUUUUGUGAUUUACAGCUUCCUGAGCCUGUGCUUUGAGUACCUUGGAGGGGAAAGCACCAUCAUGACAGAGAUCCGAGGGAAGCCCAUUGCGUCCAGCUGCUUUUACGGGACCUGCUGCCUUCAGGGUAUGUCCUACUCCAUCGGGUUCCUGCGCUUCUGCAAGCAGGCCACGCUGCAGUUCUGCAUUGUGAAACCCCUCAUGGCAAUUGUCACCAUCAUCCUGCAGGCGUUCGGGAAGUACCACGAUGGAGACUUCAAUGUCCACAGUGGAUACCUGUACAUCACCAUCAUCUACAACUUCUCCGUCAGCCUGGCCCUUUACGCCCUUUUCCUCUUCUACUUCGCCACCAUGGACCUGCUGCGCCCGUUUGAGCCAGUCCUCAAGUUCAUCACCAUCAAGGCUGUAAUCUUCCUCUCCUUCUGGCAAGGAACACUGCUGGCAAUCCUGGAGAAAUGUGGGGUGAUCCCUGAAGUUCAGAUCAUUGAUGGGAAGGAGGUGGGAGCUGGGACAGUGGCUGCUGGCUACCAGAACUUCAUCAUCUGCAUUGAAAUGUUCUUCGCUUCCAUUGCCCUGCGCUACGCGUUCACCUGCCACGUGUACAGGGAGAAGAAAGAAAACUCAACAGCAAACCUCGCCCCGAUGCAGAGCAUCUCGAGUGGGCUGAAGGAGACCAUCAGCCCCCAGGACAUCGUGCAGGAUGCCAUCCACAACUUCUCACCCGCAUACCAGCACUACACCCAGCAGUCGAUGCAGGAGGCAGAGCGCAAAGCGCCGGGGGAGAAUGGGCACGUGGCCUCCAAGAUAGAUGGACAGAGCAGCAGGAAGAGCAAAAACAUUGAAAAGAGAAUGCUAAUCCUGUCAGAUGAGGAGCUGUAGGAGGUAUCAGAAGAGACACUGAGACUGAAGAGGUUUAAACCCAUGCAGAGGUGUCUUGAGGCUGAGACAGCCUGGGCUAAUCAGAAUACAGAGAAGCCAGGAACUCUAUCCAAAAAGCCAGUCUCUCAAAGGGAAGAUGCAAUAACCCAGAAAAGGUUAAGUGAAAUAAGUGGCAGCUUCUGCUAUCAUGGAUGAAGCUGUGUUGGACCCUGUGUUGCAGCCUGGGCUUUGCUGCCCCACUGCUGCUGUCUCUCUGCCAGCCCUGUGCCAUUUCUGGGGGAUGCCAGGCAGGGAGGGGAGCCGGGGUGCAGGACAGACCAGCUGCCCUCGCCCUACUCUUACCUCCGAGUAGUGCUGAGGCCUGAGAGAAAUGCUUUUCUCAGCACAGUUCUGCUCUAGUUUCUCCCAAUUUGAGUAAAAAAUGAUCUCCAAGGGCUCCGUGGAGAAAACCAGCCCAGGAAGGUGACUUCGCUUCACCUCAAAACCUGGUAAAGGUUGAAAGACGUCAUUCCUUAUUUUUACAUCUUUCCCCCUCUCCUUCUCACAGCAAAGCUUAUAGAGAUGUGCAAAAAACCUUUAUCACGGAGCAAGAGUAAGUCAUCCUCUUCUCCCUCCAGAUGUGGAUGCAGCUGUCCAAGUAACUCCCCCGGGAGUGUGGCAGGACCUCACUGGGACUAACCAGAGGUCUGCAGCUGCAUUUCUGAGAGCUGCCGGUGACAGAAGUGCUUGUUUAUGUCUAAACCAACUUAUCUCUGAACGGAUCAGAAGUUAAAAGGGAUUCCAUCUUCCUUAUCAGAAUCUUUAUUAGGGAACCAGACUGUGACUGGUGGUGGUAGGAAUUCACUUACUGGGAACUGUCUGUUCCUCCUAACCCUUCACUAUUCCCUAUCCCUGGGCUUUGCCUGACCUGUGGGAAGGCAAGCAGGAGCUGAGCCCAGCUGGGUGACCAUGAUGGUGAGGAUAGGUGCUGAGGGAUGUUGCCACGUGGGGCAAGACCACAGGCAAGGGAAGACUGUGUAUGGAGGGAUGCUCUUUGUAUCAGUGAUGGUGAGCUCACACCCUUCUGUUACGACUUCUUCUCCUUUCUUCCCCAUUUUUUAGUCUAAUUUCUAUUCUCCUGACAAUGAGAGGUUCCCUGGGAAUGAACUUAGGCACUGGUGGGUCUGUUGUCUGGGAUGGUAGCAGGCUAGUGGAAGGAUGAAGGCAAAUCUAUAGCCUCAGAUUUGCAGUCAUGUGGCAAACAAACCAAUGGGUAAUGCUUGGAGCCCUUUUAAACACAACUCAUAGAAUUUGGAUCUUUUUUUCCCUGCUCUUAAGCUGCAAAAUGUAAAUCACAACACAAAAUUAUUUAUUUUUUUUCUAAUAAACAGCAAUUUCUAGCACAGAGCAAGCAAGCAUUUUCACUGAGCUCAGCAAGCAAAGCCCACGAUCUGCCUGUUCCUGCUAUAAUGCUGAUGCUCUUAAGCUUAACGUCCUCCCUGCCCCUCAAUGCUGGCCCAGCAGAAAUACCUGCACACGCAGCAUCCUGCACAUUUUGGCAUUCCUACAGGAUUUGUGCUCAUCUUUUUCACUCCACAAAGAACGUGCGUGUCUCCCGCUUCCCCUCCUUGCACAGCACCUCUUCCACGCCUCACCUAAGCUGUACAUGCAGUGGGUCAGAGGAGCUGAAUCUGGUUUAGCUAAGCUAAACCCAGACUCCAGCACCAACAAGACAAGCUGUGUUUAUUAUUAUUACUGGAGAAACCUUACCAUGCUAUAGCCCAGACUGCACAUGAGCAACCUAUAGUUCAGCCAGUCCUGCAAGUCCCUCUGGUCUGAAGGAGCACUGCUCAUACCUGCUCAGCUGGUGAGACUGCUGCCACUUUUCCUGCAAGGAGGUCCAUAAACAAGAGCCAGAUGCUGUGCACAUCCAGGCAUUCAUCCAGGAUCCUGCACAUCCUGGGAGCAAGACUGUCCUGCAUAGAAAGUGCAGCCGCAGUACUCAGGGACAAGGCUGCUUGGCUUUGUAAUGGAGCCAGCACAGAAGCAGGGACAUCUCAGCUGAACAUCUUGGUCCUCACUCCUCUGGGAGAGGACAGCCACAGCUGCAGGAACAGAGGCUGCUCUGGCUCCUGGGGUGAGGACAGACUGCAAAGGUGAUGAUGGCACAUCUGCUGGUGCUCUCACAGCCGCUGAGAUAAAGACUUGCACAAGAACACAGCAAGAACCGUGGUUGUACUUCAUUGCACAAAUGAUCGACUCCGGUGCAUAAUGGGCUGCCUCCAUUGCUCUGCCAGCAGGUGCAAUUCCCAAUGCAGACAAUAACAUUUGCCUAUUUAUGUCAAGCCCUGAUUACUGUAUUAUAUGUAAAACAGAUCUUUCUUGCAAGCCAAACAAGGGGGGGGGAAGAAAGAAAAAAAAGAAAGUCAGCUGUGACUCAUGCAAGUCAGCAGUGUGAUACCAGCCUGAAGGAGCCGUGCUGGGCUGGACACCAGCUGGCUGCCACGACGGCAACAGCAGGCACCCUCCCUGCUCCAGCCGGCGUAGCUGGGCCUCCUGCUCGUCCUUCUUCUUGGAGAGGGGAGAGAGGCGAGAGCUGAUGGCUCAGGCUGGGCGCUGUCACAGCCCUCAAACCCUUAGGCUGUCAAAAGGCAUCCAUGGGGAACAGAAAUGCCAACGGUGAUGUAGGCUGGACGCGGUCUCCUCUGCUAACGCAUCUCCUCCACCUCCUCAACAAGGACACGGGGAAAGCUGGCGGCGAGCACACGGGUGACCUACACAGGAGCCUGCUGUGCCUGGAGCCACGCCAGCAGGCAGCCCGAGAGGAACAGGCGUCUCUCACUGCCAGCAGCAGGCUCCAGUGGUCGGUGGAUUUGUUUUCCCGUUGUCGCUUGUCCUCGGGCUUUCCCCAAGGACAAGGCUGAGCUACAGCUAUUGGAUCUCCUGGUGCCUUUUGGGCUUGGAGCAGGCAGGUUUAUACCCCAGUCAUGUCAGGGAUGAUCAUCACAGCAAAUCCUGUCACUACACCUGCAGGAGCUCCCUAAAAAGCAGAGGGGAAGGAAGGCAGCCACUGGCACCACAGCUGAAGCAGCUCUCAUGCAUGGCUGCUCGCUGCACAGCGCCCAGUCAGAGACAGACACUUCUUUUUUUGGGUGCUAGCACUCACCAGCAAGUCCCUGGGCCCAGCUGCUGACAGGGAGCAGACCUGUGCCAGAAAGCAGGAUUUGUGCUUUUGUCACCCUGUUCACAGGGACCUUCUGUGCUCCUUCUCUAUGCAUGGUGAAUGUUUCCUUUCAUUCUGAACCUUCACCUGGCCCAUUCCUGAUGCCCUUUUCCUCCUGAACUAAUGCUCCUCCAUCCUUUCAACAGUCACAACUGGCCUACCUCCCUGUCCCCCCUGUUGUCACCAGCUCCUCGCUGCAAUGACUCCAGGCAGGAGCCAAAGCAGCUGAUGAUGCUUUUUUUGCUCAGCACAGACUGCCAUCACCCCUCAGGCUUCACCCACGUGCCUGCUCAGCCAAGCCUGCCUGGCCCCACCUAAUGACCAUCCAUUACCUGCUGACACACAAAGCCUUUCAGCCCUGCUCCUCUUCACUUUGCCCUACCUCUUAAUUCCAGCUUUGGCCAACACACCCAUCUGUCUCCAACCUACUGCCUCAACACAGGCCAAGUGUUUUACCCCCUUCAGCUGUUCCUUCAAGAAACUCUACCCCUUGAAGUAGGGAAUUAAAGCCAACACAACCCCUGAAAGCUCACUGGCACAACGUACCACCUUUUUAAAAGCCCCAGCAGGGAAAAGCAAAAAGAUGAAGUAUUGAUGUAAGAGGUUAAAGCAGUUUAUUCACAAGCAGUCACAAAGGGAAACCAUGAAGGGAUAUUUCACAACCCAAAGGAAGAGAGAGGAGUGUCUCUCUCCAGCACUUCCAGACAGGUCACAGUGUCUCCAAGCCACAAGUGGCUUUGCUCAGCAUCACGACUGCAGGCAGGUGCCUGCUGAGCUGUCAGUCCUGCUUGUGCUAACACAGACACCCUCUGAUUGUGCACAGAGCCCCUGGGUCAGGAACAGACACGCGGUCUGAGCACAGCAUUGACCUGACAAACAGCUCGGACAAGAGCUAGCCCUGGAGCACAUGCCAAGUGUCCCAAGAAAGCCCCACAGCAAGGCUGAGAUGGGCUCCAGGAGGUUGGGUCAGAUGACUGCAAAAGCCCACGCUGCCAUCCCACUCGCCUUAGCCCAGCCUGCCUCCAAAAAACACAUCGCUCACCGCAGCGCCAUGGCCAGCCGCGCGCUGCACUGGGGACAGGCAGCAGAAAACCCGAGGAAAACACUCCACUGAAGAUCAAUUCAGGCUCCAAAACGCUGACCAUAGACCAGGGCAAGUCUGAAACCAGAAAAUGCUUUAUUGGAAAGGUACAAAAAAACCAGUCACUGCAGCUAAAUUUACAGCAAUAAAUUACGUUGUGGCUGUCAAGAGAAGUAAUGGACACAUACACAGGGCUAUUCGCCUUACAAACAGGAAUCCACAUUGCUUGGUAUAUCAAUAAUUUAUUUUAUAAUAAAAAAGCAGCACAAAAAUAAAUAUUGAAAUGAAAUUACUGAGUAACCACAGAGGAUAGAAUGAGCUGGUGAUAAAAAACAACUUAAAACAGAAGACUUCUAUCAUUAAAAAAAUGAAAGCAAGUAUCCACCAUCUACAGAAACACCCCAGCAGACUGAAAUACAGACGAAGGAAAACAAAUCCACAUUACAAAAGUUUUUCAGUUUUGUUUUGUUUCUUUUUUUUUCCUUUUUUUUUUCCUUUUUUUCCUUUUUUUUUUUUUAAAUAAAAACAAUCAUGACAAUGAAGUUUAAAUGAUUUGAGAGAGAAAAAACUGCCACCUUCUCCUCCUCCCCGGGUCUGAGCCAUCCCGUGGCACAGCUCGCCUCCGCCCCGGCCCAGUGCCAGCGCCUCGUCCCUCCCCGCCGUCCCGGAGCUGCCGUGGCACCCAGGUCUCUGCACUUUGUGGUCUCCUCCUGGCAGAUGUAGAGCUGGGCAGGAGCAGAGACACUGCCUUGUUUCAAAGGGAUCUGGAGCUGCCCUGGAGGGAAAGGUUCCCCACUCCCAGCAGAGAGCACAGCAAACACGAGUACGAGAACAGAGGUGUCCCUUCCCGACGCCUUCGUCUUCUCCUGCCUCCCACCCAGCCUCGCUUCCCUCGUCACUCUGCGGAUGGGGAGCAACCAAAGAAGGCCAGGCCCAGGGGAGAGGAUCCCAGCACCCAAAAAUCAGAUCCCCCGCUCCUCCUCAGCGGGGUCGGGGGGGACAAACUAAGAGGGGCAGAGAAGGGAGCCAUCCAAAGUACUGCAGCAGAGAGAGGCGGGAGGUGCGGCCGCGGGGACGCGUCCCACGCCGCCGGCUCCCCUCGCCGCGCUCGCCCUGGGUGUCAGGCUGGCAAGUGCAGGACGGAGAGAAAAGAAAAACAAACAAAACAAAACAAAAAGUAAAACACAACAGAAACAAACCGAACCCCAGAGGAAUGCAACGCGACAACCCCAAGCUGGAGGGCCCUCCAGGGAGGAGGGUGGAGGAGCUGGGUCUCCAACGCGAUCAACAGCUUUCGGGUCAUUCCUCCCUCCACGUUACCUUGCAAUUCUGAUCCCUCUGUGGAAGUUUAGCCAGGACAUUUCAUUCUCCUCCAGGUCACCACCCAGGGAGCCCUGGACUGGCAAUUUCUUUUAAUAAAGAUUUACAGUAUCAAACUUGGAAAAAAAAUUAUUUUUUUUUCUUUUUUACGAAAAAUCUGUACGAUAAAAUGUAUAUAAUUAUAUAUUUAUAUAUAUAUUUCUCUCUCUUUAAAUAUUUCCACGUGGUCCUUAUGGAUAUCCAAUAUGGAUUACCUACCAUGGCUAUGGUAUCAACAGCUUUAACAACACCCAGGCCUCUUGUUCUUUAUCGAGUGACCAGAGAUUUAAGUGCCUACCAGCACUAAACUAGCAAUCACUUGGACAAGCCUUUGGCACCCUUCCAAGAACUGGAAAAAAAAGAAAUACUUGGCCACAAGGGAAGUGCCACAUAAAGAUAUGUUUCUCAACUCAUUCCAACAGCAAGAAGACCCCAGGAACAAAGAUCAACCUCUGUCCCCUUCAGUGAGACAGGUCUGAUUUCCCCGGAGGGGUGUCAAGGGCAGCCAGAGGGUGUUCCUAUCUAGCCAGGAAUGUUAUGGAGCUCUGGAGCUGUUUUAAAGACUGGAAGCAUUUGGGCAUUUUCAAGUCAACUGGCCUUUUUCAAUAAAGUUUUCAUUUAAAGCCCCAACAGUGCCAGGAGUCUCCAUUUUGCCUGUUUUUGGAGGCACCUGUAAGGUCUGGGAAAGUGUCCAAUGUCUGUGAGCUGGAGAACAUGAGAGGACCAGGAAAUGACCGUAACAUCUUUCUCUUCCUCAGCUUCUGCUGUGGGAGUCAAUAACUGGUACUGAUACACAGGACAUCGAUCUGCCUGUUUGGAGAUAGGGAGGGAAUGGAGGAGAAAUGAGGUAACACUAAGUGCCAUCCAAACUCUACAUGUUGGAAAAUCACUUGAAGGAAACUCCCUGCUCGCCUCCAAAACGUGGACCUGGCAGGGGGAACGAGCCUUCAGGAAGCAUUUCACUGACACCCUUUCUGGCUCAGUAAAGUCACGGACGUCGAUGUUGGGGACUGAAUGAGAACCAUGUCUGAGGUUUCUCUUUUCAUUAACCUAUUUCACAAAGGAUCCUCCUGGGAAAUCCAGAGACUCCAAUGACAAGGUGAAAAAAAAAAAGAAAAA
Motacilla alba alba is the source of this 11263-nucleotide messenger RNA. It is a transcript of the gene TMEM184A, whose product is annotated as transmembrane protein 184A. The record is from RefSeq and is a predicted model, not a curated record. The transcript has 8 exons. Gene Ontology annotation, cellular component: early endosome membrane. Lineage: Eukaryota; Metazoa; Chordata; Aves; Passeriformes; Motacillidae. Gene Ontology annotation, molecular function: transporter activity. Gene Ontology annotation, biological process: transport. Bases 3135 to 4502 code for a protein of 455 amino acids.